AUGUCUGCUCUGCACACCACGCCCGACCCGGCCAUGGGCGGCAGCACGAGCGAGGCUCGCGCCGCAGCCCAGGAGUCGAUCCGCGCACGCAUCCUGGCAAUGCGCCAGGCCAAGCAGGCGCAGAUCCGCGCCAUGCAGCCCGAGUCCGACGAGGACGGCAUCGCCGGGCUGCGUGCGCACGAGACGCAGGUGCCUGCCGCAUCGCUGCUGUCCGUGCCCAGGUCGACGGCGCGUGGGCGCGCCCUCGUCAGCGACGCCCGCCUCGGCGGCAACGCGGCGCUCCACUCCUGGUACGCCGAGUCUGACGCCGACGACGACGCCGAAGACGACGAAGAGGUGCUUGCUGAAAGACGCGCUCUCUUCGAGGCGGCGGACGAAGAGAGCACCAUUCACGGGCACCAGCCUGCGCCGAGCCAGAUGCGGGCGCCUGCCGCACGCCCGCGCAACGUCUGCUCGCCGCCGGUAGACUCGGGUCUGAGCGACUAUCCGCUCUCCUCCUCGACUGCCUCUCGCUCCGACACCUCGGCCAGUGCGCGCUCGUCGUACGCUCAGCCUGCAGAGGCGCGCUUCUCGCGCGAGCGCGCCUCGACUCUGCUCGACGAGCUUGCUGCAGAGCUGCAGGCCCAGCGAGCGUACUCACCCGCGCCCGCCGCGCCGGCCGGACGUCCGCCGGCGUCUCCUCUGCCAGACGUUCCCGGUGCCAGGUCGCUCGGCCGGUCAUCUACUGCAGGCUCGAGCUCCGGCCCGAAAGGUCUGAAUAGCGCGCGGUCCAGUCUGACGUCUCAGUCAUCUGAUGGCGCCGCAUCUGGCUCCCGUCCGCGUCCAGCGGCGUUGGCAAACUCCAGCGCGAAACGCUCCAGUACCGCGUCGGGCAUCAGCACGCCGCUAUCUCCGGCACUCUCGAACCGGACCUCGUUCAAUGGCGGCCUCUCGCGGCAAGCAUCGAGCGCCGGCAGCUUGUCGCGGCGCGCAUCCAGCAUUGGCCCGCCCUCGGCGCCUCCGCCCUGCAUCGCCCUGCCCUCUCUGCCGCCCGGAUCUGCAGAUCGGCGCAUCUCCACCGCAUCCUCGGCUACUUCGGCAGUGUCGCGCUGGUCCGUCCGCUCGGAGCUUCCGCCGACGAGCGAGGCCGGCACAGUAGAGCCGAGUGGCAUUGCAGCACUGCCGCCUCAGUGGGUCGAGGAGCUGCAAGAGGACAGCGACGAGGCCCUCUCGGACGUGCUGAACAUCAGUCCGCGAGACUCGCCCGUUCCAAGCCGCGUGGCUCUUUCGUCGGGCCAAGCGCAAGACGACGACGACUUCGACCAGGGCGCACUCAGCCCGCCGAUGAGCGAGGACGAGAGACGGCGGCAGAGUCUCCUGCGCAAGAGCAUGGGCGGUCUCGUCGCUGCACUGGCCAACGAGGCUGCUGGCUGGAAGCAAGAGUCACACGCUGUAGUGCUUCCGUCAAGAGACAGUCCGGUUGCACGCGGAGGCAAGGCGGAGGGUACAGGUUCAGCCUCUGAUGAAGGACCUGCUGGCGCCCUGACUGAGCAGAGCGGCGCUUCAGGUACACCUGAGCGUCCGCUGCUGACGCCCGAGCCGUACACGCGGCCCGGAUCUGGCGCUACCGCGAUUGUCGAGAUGUAUCAGAACUCUCAAGCGAGCGCGCCUUCGAGCGACAGCGGACGGAACGCUGAUGCGCAGGCGCCGCGCGGGAGCGAGAGAGUCGGAGCAGCAGCGGCAGCUCCGGUGGUCCCAGCCAUCUCCAUCGACGAGGCAGACAGCGACACGCUCUCCGAAGGCUCGAGUCGCGGCACUCCUCGCAAGCGGCGGAAGCAAAAGAAAAGCAAGGUCGGCCUUGCUUUCGACGACCAGCGCGUGCAGGCACCCGGCUCGUCUUGUCGCGGGCAGGCGGGCCCCACUGCAGCGCAGGAGGCGGCGCAGUGGGCCUACUACGCCUUCUCGCCCGACCUGCCGCCGUUCGUGCCGCCAGGCAUGCGCCCGACAGAUCUCACUGGGCGCGGCACGUGGCGCAGCAUCGCCGCUCGUGCCGGCACACUCGACACGAUGUCGAGCCGCGGCUCCACGCUGACGCUGGGCUCCAUCGUCUCGAUGGACGAGCAGCUUGGACGACAGCCGAGCACCUCGGGCCCUGUGUCGAUGCGCGAGCUGGCUGCACAGGCCCGCGCGAAGGCCGAGCGUGCCAACGCGCUGCGCGAGCGGCAGCACACUCUGCUCGCUCAACGGAGCUUCCUGCCGAUCGACAUCCACACACACGCAGCGGAGCAUGCUCUCAGCGAGCGUGGAAGCUUCGUCGGCUCGUCGGCUUCCUCGGUCUUCUCCUUCGACUCGUCUCUUCGGCCGCGCGACUCUGACCUGUACAGCGUUGCGUCGGACGAGACGCUCGGCAUUCGCUCGGCCCCAGUCUUUCCGCAGCCGCCUGCGCGCACGGAGUCGGGCGCCGGUACCGAUGCGCACCCCGAUGCUGACGCACUAGUCGGCCUGGGCAUUGGGCCCUCGGCCAGACAGGCGCCGACCAAGCAGUAUGUCGAGUUCAGCAUGCAGACCUCGCCGCCAAGCUCGCGGACAUCUACGCCUGUCGCCUCGCCUGUGCUUGGCCCAUCGCGCGUGGAUAUGGGCGUCGGAGUGGAUGGGCCCGAAGCAAGACGAGCACGCCGUAACGCAAAUCUUCUCAGCGCCUCGCACGCCUUGGAGGGCUGGAGAGACAAUGACAGCGAUGCUGCAGCUGGCGGUGAGGCUCGCGGCUCGAGACCGACACAGCAGCCCUCCCGUCACGACCAGGUCGUACGGAGGAGCAAGUCCUUUGGCCUUGCGCCGCGGCGCGCAGGCUCUCGGAGCCGCUUUGAUGCGCUCGACCUCGACUCUCCCGGCGCGUGGCCGCCCGUGCUCAGCGCUCCGCGCCUGUCCACGCGCAGCAGCGUUGCGACGUUCGAUCGCUCGUCGGCUCGCCUCUCUCGCGCGCCCAGCAUCGCCAGCUUCACAUCCGGCGCGAUCUCCGAGUCGACGAUCGGGCCCGAGUCGGACGCGGAGAGCGACGAGUCCGACCUGGAUGUGGCGGUCUCGCUCGAUCUUCUUGCGGACCGCUCUGGAGCACUGGACGCGAGCCCGCCUCGCGGCGAAAAGCGGAAGCAUCAGCAGCACCACGGAGCAAGCACGAUCGAGGCACUCGGCGAGCGCAGGAUUGCUGCUGCUCCACGCAAGACCGGAGCACCCCGUCACGCGGCGCGUCUCCACCUGGCACGCUCGAGCGGCUGGAGCAGCGCCGAGAGCGAGGACGAGCUGCCCGCGGGCGGACGCUUUGCCGACAGCGGAGAGCGAGCCCGUGCGCGUCCGUCUGCUCCUGCUGCAUUUGCUGCUGGCUCAUCGACUCCUCAAACCACGCGGACGUCUGCGUCGAUGCGACACGCCGCCUCUGCAGUGGAUCUGCGCGAGAAUGCUCGAGCUCGUGUCAGCCACGCAGCGGUCUCGCCUCUUCGGGCGGCGAGCCCUGUCCUCGAUCUGUCCUUCAGCGACGGCGACUCGCUGCUCCACUCAGACAUCGAGGCGAUGCCUGACCUCGACGAGGACGAGUUCAUGCUGCAGUCGCGCGCACGUGCUGCGCGUGGUGACGUGGGCUCGAAGCCAGACACCAGCAGCCGAGCCUCCAGCUCUGUCAGUCCUGACGCUCUGGCCGCCAAGCUCGAUCUCGUGCAGGUCAACAGCAGCGAGACCGAGACGCCAUCCACAGACUCGACUGCGAACGCUGUGACGGCUCGCGAGGCGCCCUUCUCUCCGCUUUGCCCGCUGCGUCCCGACUCUGCCGAUCUCGAAGACACGCCGAACACACUGCUCGGCUCUGAUGUCUGGUCGGCUGUGGGCGACCGCCGCAGCACUGCCACCACCGCCACGACUUGCUCUGAAGGCAGCGAAGGCGACGAGCGCGGCGCGCCUGGCGCCAAACCGGUCGGUGAGCCGGAAGCGCAGACCGCUGUGCCUCUUCCCGCUGCUUCUGGGCAAGACGGCAGCAAGGAGCUCGAAGUCGCUGCGCCGCCUUCUGGUCCAGCGGUCGAAGACAGCGAGCACGCGCUGGCUGUCGAUGAUCCCAAUGCGCCCAGUGAACUCGCGAAGGCACGCCCCUCAGUGUCCAGCUCCGUCCCUCAGCCACGAGCUCCCGCUGCGAAGCCCUCUGGCAUUCGCCCGCCAACGACACCAGCGCGGCGCGGCAGCCAGGCUGCCAGCAUUGCGUCUCCCUCGCCGGCCCUCUCGACCGCGGGCGCGGACAAGGAGAAGGCCAUCGCUGUGCGCGCGGCGUCGGGCAUCCCGGCGCCGUCUGGCAUCCGCCGGGCGAAGAGCUUCGGCAGCCAUGCGCCUUCGUCCUACACGUCGCCGCCGCUCAGCACGCUGCCGACGCUCGCCGGACGCAAGUCCUCCAUCCGUCUCAGCUCCUCGCCGACUGCACAGCCGAGCGCGGCCUCGCCUGCGCCUGCUCCCACACGCUCGGCGUCGCCGCUGGCGGCGUCGGCGCCGAAGCCCCGCUCGCACGACUCGCCCAUGCUCGUCAAGCGCAAGCCGGUGCCGACGCUGGCUGCUGUCGCUGCACCGAGCACACCUUCCGCGCUGCCGCGCCCUGCUGUGACCCGGCGCGGCACCGGCAGCUCCUCGGCCUCGUCGCCGGCGCCGUCGCUGCUGCCGCGUCCCUCGACCGGCGCUCUGUCGCGCAAGGCCUCCUAG
Molecule: messenger RNA, 4710 nt
Organism: Tilletiopsis washingtonensis
Lineage: Eukaryota; Fungi; Basidiomycota; Exobasidiomycetes; Entylomatales
Exons: 2
Coding region: 1-4710 (1569 amino acids)
Source: RefSeq, a predicted model, not a curated record